GCCAAUGAAAUACUGUAGCACUCGACACAUACCCAUAGUUUCACCAAUAAAGCUCGAAGUUUGAUGAUAUAUAAUUAGGGACCAAACCACAAAAACUACACAGAGAGAAACAAAGAAAAAUGGAGAUACAGCAAUCUUGGAGAUUAAGAUUAUCUUUCAAGAAUGCGACCAUAGCUUUGAAUAUCUUCAAUCUCUUUGUUGCUCUCUUCUUGCUUCAACGUUUUCUUUCUUCUUCUUCCUCUCGUGCCAGAUCAUCUUCUAAUCAACCCAAUUCAGUCAGCUUCGAUUACGUUAAGGAAGCUGAAGAUAUGCGCAUUGCCAUGCAACCUUUCAAGCUGAUAGAAAGAGUUAAGGAGAUUCAGCAGAAAGUAUACACUGAUCCCGAAACAAUCCAACCUAAAGAUUCAAAGCAGACUGCCGCAGUCGAUCUUUCCAAAAGAUUGCAGGACUUCCGUUCCAUAAAUGAUGCUUCCAGCUUGAAAGCUUUAGAAGAGUGGCGGAAAAGGAAGAUGGAGCGAGCUCGACAAAGGGAGCUGGAGAAAAAUGGAACCCAAGUCACCAAAGAAUAAAGACCGGAACCAGAGGU
Hibiscus syriacus is the source of this 586-nucleotide messenger RNA. RefSeq lists its product as uncharacterized. The coding region runs from base 120 to 569 and encodes 149 amino acids. NCBI's taxonomy places the organism in Eukaryota, Viridiplantae, Streptophyta, Magnoliopsida, Malvales, Malvaceae. The transcript has 4 exons. The record is from RefSeq and is a predicted model, not a curated record.